Messenger RNA from Protopolystoma xenopodis, 1146 nucleotides. Lineage: Eukaryota; Metazoa; Platyhelminthes; Monogenea; Polystomatidea; Polystomatidae. The record is from the annotation of a GenBank genome assembly.
AUGCCGGCGAAACGUCUGAGAAUGUACCAAUUCCACAGUCUGUUGCUGGCAAUCAUGACAACGAGGUCAACCCACUUCUUUACAUUUUAUAGUUUACUUGUGGCUGAGGCAAAUAUGUGUUUUCUCAUUGCAUUUGUGUGUCUUUUUCAUCUUCCUUCGGGCCACUGCACAGACUCCGUCGGUACCAGCGGCCUCAUACUCGCAAAAGUCGGCCAAUCGGCCGGACAAUCGCGGCGAUUGCGCGACGUCAAAUGGCGUUCCGGCACUCUGACCACCGGACUCGGACAGUCGAACACCGGCACCGGCAGCGGCAGCGGCGCAACCGUCCGUGUUCGCCCAACCGUGACCGACCUGUCGGCUCCGCGCAGUCAAACAAUGGGCAGAGUGAAAGCGCAGUCAAGCGAGAAGACGCCCUCGGCUACGGGCGGCAUCGUCGGUACCGGUUGUCGAGGCUACGGCGAGACUCGAUCCGCCGGAAGGCUACGAGGUCAACCGGUCGGACUGCUCUACGAAUGGCCCUUUUUCACUCCACCCGUGACCAGACGCGUCGGCAAAGUGACGUCGUCAAAGGCGACGGCGACGGCAACGGCGACGACGACGGAAAACAAGACGAAUGUGGAUGCUGGCGGCAAUUGCGUGAAGCUGGCCGGGGCUCGGGCGAGGCCGGCCACGUGUGUCGGCGCCGAGGAGGCGGAGGAGGAGCAGUACACGGCGCUGCUCGACUCUCUUUUGCGGCAAAUGCCACCAGGUCAGAGGAGACCGGCCGACGGACAGCUUGGGCCGCGUGUGUUGGACGCCAAAUGCGCCGAUCGUCGAACGCCGACUUCAUUGUCAACGUCGACGUCAACGUCAACAUCAACGUCAACGUCGACGUCGACGUCGACGCCACGAAUCACAGCUCGUCUGAUGACUCAUUUGGGCCGACAGCCGCCACUUUACACGCCGCUCACCAUCGCCAAUGUCGACGGCAUCGACAAAGGCAACGGCGACGUCGACGGCGACGGUGGCGAAUGCAGCGAGCAGACGCAACCGGAGGCCGAGAAUGUUGGGGAGACGACAUUUCAGACCAGCGAUCGCCACUUUCACGCAGCCCAAGGCUCCACUGACUACAUCAGUCUUCAGGAAUUGCUCAACUCCUGCGUUUAA